AAUUAUUUAUACAAUACAAGAAAUUUGAAGAUGACGGGGAACAACGACAAAUACUAUAAGAUCCUGGGAGUGUCUAAGAACGCUUCGCAGGACGAUGUGAAAAAGGCUUACAAGAAAGCCGCCAUCAAGACCCACCCUGAUAAGGGCGGCGAUCCCGAAAAGUUCAAAGAGUUAGGCCAAGCGUACGAGGUUCUGAGUGAUCCAAAGAAACGUGAAAUCUAUGACCAGUUUGGAGAGGAGGGCCUCAUGAAUGAAGGACCUGGCGGGCAUCCUCAUCAACAGGACCCUUUUGAUAUUUUCGCUCACUUCUUUAAUCGCGGCCCGAGGGAGACAAGGGAGAGAAGGGGGAAGGAUGUGGCCUAUCCCCUCAAGGUUUCUCUUGAAGAUCUCUACAAUGGCACAACCAGGAACCUUGCUGUCUCACGCAACAGGAUCUGCACCAAGUGCAAGGGCAAAGGGUCAAAGGCAGGUGCUUCAUCGACAACCUGCGGUGGUUGCCAAGGGAGUGGUAGGAAAGUUACUACACGCCGAUUGGGCCCGAGUAUGGUGCAGCAAAUGCAGGAGUGUUGCAAUGAGUGCAACGGCGCUGGGCGCACCCUUAGAGCCCAGGACCGCUGCCAGCAGUGCAAGGGUGAGAAAGUUGUGGCGGAGAAGAAAUCAUUGGAAGUUAAUGUCGAGAAGGGGAUGCGAAGCGGGCAGAAGAUCACAUUCCGCGGUGAGGCAGACGAAGCGCCUGGCACCAUCACAGGAGAUAUUGUCAUUGUUGUCCAACAGAAGGAGCACCCCAAGUUUAAGAGAGAGGGGGAUGACCUAAUAUUUGAGCAUACCUUGUCCCUAAAGGAGGCACUCUGUGGGUUCCAAUUUAAGUUGAAGCAUUUGGACGGCAGGCAGCUUCUGAUUAAGUCUGAACCAGGACAAGUUGUCAAGCCUGAUCAGCACAAGGCUAUAAAUGAUGAAGGCAUGCCGAUCUACUCGAAUGGAUUUACGAAGGGUAAGUUGUAUGUCCACUUCAUUGUUGAGUUCCCAAAUUCCCUGAACCCAGAGCUGUGCAAAGGACUAGAGGCUGUGCUUCCUAGCGGGUCUGGUUCGUCGCAGCUUAGUGAUAAGGAACUAGAUGACUGCGAGGAGACUACGCUGCAUGAUGUGAACAUGGAGGAUGAAAUGCGAAGAAAGAAAGCAAAGAAGUCUCAACAGGCAUAUGAGGAAGAAGAUAAGGAACAUGAACAUGUGCAUGGUGGUGUGCCCCAAUGCGCUCAACAAUGA
Fragaria vesca subsp. vesca is the source of this 1263-nucleotide messenger RNA. RefSeq names its product dnaJ protein homolog. The transcript has a single exon. Gene Ontology annotation, molecular function: Hsp70 protein binding; ATP binding. Gene Ontology annotation, biological process: response to heat; protein refolding. The record is from RefSeq and is a predicted model, not a curated record. The coding region runs from base 31 to 1263 and encodes 410 amino acids. Gene Ontology annotation, cellular component: cytosol; cytoplasm. NCBI's taxonomy places the organism in Eukaryota, Viridiplantae, Streptophyta, Magnoliopsida, Rosales, Rosaceae.